Molecule: messenger RNA, 1584 nt
Organism: Pezoporus occidentalis (night parrot)
Lineage: Eukaryota; Metazoa; Chordata; Aves; Psittaciformes; Psittacidae
Gene: CUNH17orf67
Product: chromosome unknown C17orf67 homolog
Exons: 4
Coding region: 279-551 (90 amino acids)
Source: RefSeq, a predicted model, not a curated record
GGUUUCACAAAGGUAAACUAUCCAGUGUAACUCUGAAGCCUGACGUGGAAAAAAGGACUUCUAUUUUCUGUCCCUCAGGAACAGAGUUAUGCUGAGAACGUGUGAGCAGAUAACAGCCUAAUUCAAAACCUCAGGCCAGAUGUCUUCAGAAUUAUGCUAUCACUCAGAUUAGUCAAAGCAUAAACAAACACUUGUGACUGACGUAGCUACUUCAAAUAGGCUGAUGCCUCGGUCAGCGCUACUCAUUUCGGAACAGGCUGAGAGAAAGCAGAAUCAAAAUGAAGACGUUUCUUGUGUGUGUCUCCGUUUUGAUCCUGAUGACCACUUUUACAGACACUUCCCCAGUUUUGGCUGGAAAAGAUGCCAAACAGAUUCUGAGAACUCGCCGUGGAGACAGACCGAGAAAAGCUGGUUUCCCUGAUGAGCCAAUGAGGGAGUACAUGCUUUACCUCCAGCGCCUGGAGCAGAGAGCAGAAGAACAAUUCCUUGAACACUGGUUGAACCCCCAUUGCAUCCCACACUGCAACAGGGAUCUGGUGCAUCCAAUCUAAUGGUCUUGCCUACCCCACAAAUGAUCUCUUUCUUUCCACAGAUCUCUUCAUGGCCACUGAAGAGGAUAUAUACCAUGAUUACGUUAAGGAGGAAAAGAUUAUUCCUGCAUUGUCUAUGUGCUCAUUGUAGAGCUGAACCUCUGCAAUACAGUGCAAUCCUAGUGAUAGAGCAAAACCUCCAACUAUAAAUGGAAGUUUUAUGUUAUAGACCACCAUAUAUUUUCUACCAGUAAUGACUGCAUAUAUGAAUAAAUACAUCAAGGGUCUCCCCUAGUAUGCCACUUGGAGUACGAUGUUCAGCUGCUGAGCCCCCAGCAUCAGAACAAAGACCCGUUGAAGCGAGUCCAGAGGAGAGGGACUUUUUACAAGGGCCUAUAGGGACAGGCCAAGGGGAAUGGCUUUAACCUGACAGAGGGGAGAUUGGAAUGAGCUCUUAGGCAGAAGCUCUUCCCUGUGAGGGUGCUGAGGCACUGGCACAGGGUGCCCAGAGAAGCUGUGGCUGCCCCAUCCCUGAUAGUGUUCAAGGCCAGGUUGGACACAGGGGCUUGGAGCAACCUGCUCUAGUGGAAGGUGUCCCUGUCUGUGGCAGUGGGUGAAACUGGAUGGGCUUUAAGAUCCCUUCCAACCCAAACCAUUAGAGGAUUCUGAAGUAAGGGCAAGAAUAAAUCACUGAUUAGUGCCAGAGUAUGCUUUUUAAGGGUACAACUUCAGACUGUCUGAAGCAGCAGAAACUUAGAGGGAGAGGUUCAUAGAAAACUGGAGGUAUAACCAUGAAAAGAAGGCCAGCUCCCUAACUUUGGAGGAAUCCUUAAUUACAGUUUUCUAGGUUAAAUAACAAUAUUGUAUGAAGACAUAACAUUUAUGCAACACUGAUCUAUGUUUAAUUGCCUGAUGACUAUUUCAUGUAUUGUUUCAUAAUAAAAGCUUGAUGCAAACCCAUUUUCAGAUGAUUUUGUUACUUUAGUCUCCCAUACAAAAAUCACUGGAAGUGAAGCUUAUUACGGUGAAGUAGUGAGGAGAUGUCAGAGGACUU